GAAAUGUACUUUGCAGUGAAGAAAAGUGCCCUCCAGUCCACUGCUCCAACCCUGUUAGAGACCCACAUCAUUGCUGUCCAGUCUGCAAAAGUUGCAUAAUUGAUGGUGUCGAAUACGAAGAGGGCUCCAACUGGCAGCCUGAGGGUCUGUGUUCCAGCUGCACUUGUGUGGAUGGAGAGACCUUAUGUACACCCACACCAUGCCCCCCCACCAACUGUCACCAUCCAACCAGGAUUACUGGCUCCUGUUGUUCAGUGUGUGACAGCUGCACUUACAACCAGCAUGUGUAUAGUAGCGGCCAGAGGUUUACACUCCCUGACCAUCCCUGUUACAUCUGCACUUGUCAGGAUGGCACUGUUCAGUGUGAGACACAACUUUGUCCCCCACUUAACUGCAGGGGCUCACACACCCCACCUGGAGAAUGCUGCCCCAGAUGCCCGGGCAUCUAAACUCGGACUAUCAAUAGGUUUGCCACGCAGGCACACAAGACAGGAGGAUACCAACAUGGAGAGAAGGACACCAGCAUGGAGUUUCAUAAACUUUCUAGAUGGUCUCACAAAACCAUCUAGAAGGGCGAAUGCUGCAGUGGACAGAGUAGCCUUGGUGGUCAGUAAAUUAAGGGGAGGAUGCUUGGGUGUGUACAUUAACAAAUCCUGGUGCCAAAAUGCUCUGGAAUUUUCCACUGAUUGUUCCCUGUACAUGGAGCUAAUGACAGCCGACCCUUCUACAUGCCACAAGAGCUAACAGCAGUUAGUUAUGUCUCUGUACCACUAAGCACUGAUAUGAAGGAGGCGGUGUCAGAGCUCUGCAAAAUCAUCAGUGAGCGACGGAGAGACCAUCCAGAUGCCUUCUUCAUCAUCAAGCUUUUAUGUGACUUUCCUGCUGAUAUUUUACCUUCUUCUUGUGAUUCUAUGGUAAACAGUUUUAACAGUAAAUUGCAAUUACCACUUGAGAUAGUGGCCCAAUUGAAAACAAAAAGUAGCAACUAAUCUGACACCUCUGUGCUUAUAUGCUUAUAAUUUUGAGUAUAAUCGUUCAUUAUACAUUUCAUUGUUUAGUAAAAUUCAUUUAUAUGUUUACU
This is a messenger RNA of Archocentrus centrarchus (flier cichlid), 1081 nucleotides long. RefSeq lists its product as uncharacterized. NCBI's taxonomy places the organism in Eukaryota, Metazoa, Chordata, Actinopteri, Cichliformes, Cichlidae. Bases 103 to 744 code for a protein of 213 amino acids. The transcript has 5 exons. The record is from RefSeq and is a predicted model, not a curated record.